GACACCGAAAACAUGUGCCAUGCUCCAUUGAUUCCUGCUUUAAUUUGCUACGAUUUCAUCACUAUAGGCUGUUAGCGAGAGUAUAGUGGGUGAGAUAAGCUGCGACUUUAUGACGAGAAGCAGCGAAUUAGGUGUACGAAAAGCAAAGGAAAGGUGAAUCGAAAGUAUAAAAACUCAUAGUUAUCAAAGUUCAACCGUCAUACAGUUGUGAUCGGUUUUUCAUCAUACAUCUCGAAAAGGCAAACAUGAAGGCGUUCAUUGUGUUAUCCGUGGCUUUGGCCAUUGUGAGUUGUACGGUAGUCGAUGAUUCCAAUACAGUUGAGCGGGACCAUUGGGACGAGAGGUUGGAAAAUGAAGACGACAAAUAUGACCGCCAUGAGCACCAUAACAGCUACGGUGUGGACAAUCAACAUUAUUAUUUGAGCCAUGACGAGCAACAUGAUAGCGAAUUGAAAAAAACAGUGAAGCACAUCGUUACGAAAGCGGUCCCAGUUCCUUAUCCAGUUGAAGUAGAGAAGCAAAUCCCAGUGCACGUUAACGUCCCAUAUCCAGUUGAAACCGAGAAGAAGGUUCCAAUUGUGGUCGAGAAGAAGUAUCCCGUAUACGUCGAGAAAAAAGUGCCAGUUCAUGUGGAUCGCCCAGUACCAUAUCAAGUGAAAGUGGAAGUUCCAGUUCACGAAAAGGAAUACAUUGAAGUCCCCAAACCGUACGAAGUUCAUGUCGAAAAGCCUUAUCCAGUUUACAUGAACUACCCUGUUUAUAUCGAAAAGCCGGUUCCAUUUACAGUGCUCGUGAAAAAACACGAGAAAAAACCAUUCUGGUGGUUCAGCUGAGUAGACGACAUAACUGAUUGUUUUAAAUAAAUAAGUAUAAAACGAAA
Molecule: messenger RNA, 880 nt
Organism: Aedes albopictus (Asian tiger mosquito)
Lineage: Eukaryota; Metazoa; Arthropoda; Insecta; Diptera; Culicidae
Exons: 2
Coding region: 246-833 (195 amino acids)
Source: RefSeq, a predicted model, not a curated record